UUUGCGAACGACAUGCUCGCUUCGUGGCUGACUCAGUUUGUCUUUGUGACGCUCACUGUAUUCCUGGUGUUUGUGGUGGCGAACCAAAACUUUUGUGCAAGCGUUUUAGAAACUCAAGUGGAUUUUGCCUUACUCGGUCAUGUCAUCAACAAAACUGAUGUUUUCGACGAGUUCGAAUGUAACCUAAAGUGUAUUGGAAACAGGCGUUGCAAGUCGUGUAAUGUUCAUCCCAAUGGCAAUGAUGCGGGUAAGCGUCUUUGUGAGCUGAAUAGCAAAACCCGACAGAUGAGGCCAAGUGAUUUUAAACGAAAGAUAGGAUCUACGUACUAUAGCUCAGUUCAGGGUAAUUGUGUCGAUGUUUCUCAUGAGCGAGAACGAAAAAUGGCAGGUCAGUGUCAUCCCAGAUACAAAGGAAGCUGGUGUCAAACACGUAACUGA
Molecule: messenger RNA, 438 nt
Organism: Stylophora pistillata
Lineage: Eukaryota; Metazoa; Cnidaria; Anthozoa; Scleractinia; Pocilloporidae
Molecular function (GO): oligosaccharide binding; extracellular matrix structural constituent
Source: RefSeq, a predicted model, not a curated record